Messenger RNA from Clonostachys rhizophaga, 1194 nucleotides. Lineage: Eukaryota; Fungi; Ascomycota; Sordariomycetes; Hypocreales; Bionectriaceae. The record is from the annotation of a GenBank genome assembly.
AUGUCCAGAAAUGGCAUAACAGAAAGCCUCCCUUCGUAUUUCGAAGAACUUCCGACCGAGACCAUCUGGAUGAUCGCCUCGCUCUGCAAUCAUAAGACUAUUGCAGCUCUAGCGGCCACCUCUUCCCACAUUCGAUUAAAGGUCCUACUGCGUAUUCACAGGAAAAUACGGCUCACAGGUCACCAGAAUUCACUGGAAGGACAACUUAACGACUUCUUGGAGCACCACACCCCCAUCAAGCCUCGUGUAUGUAGCACAAGCACAAUUAGAUCUGCAACCAUAUCUGUUUUCGAGAAGCCUGAGGAGAACAUUAUAUGGGCGGGUCUGUAUGCAGGUGCCAAUUCCCGCCCUACUCUUCUCGAGACCAGGCGGACGCUGCCAAUUUCCGAAGUUCUCCAGGCUAUGCCUAACCUACGAUCAUUGAGCCUGCACCUGAAGUUCCUGGACCCUUUACAGGAACUUGAACUGUAUGACGGAAUGCAGAAGGCGGGAGAUACCGAAGUCCAAUACCUGCGAAUCGACUCCUCGAUGCGUGUCAUGGAAAAAUUACUCGGAUCAUGCCCUGCGCUCACAACACUAGAUAUCGACCAUGCUGUUACACUGGAACAGCUUCAAAACAUUCCGCCAUCAGUCAAGCGCCUGGCCGUGACUCUGCAUCUUGAUACGAACAAUUCCAUGGUCUGGAUCCCAUCGCUCUGUGUUGAGAACAUCCGUCAUAUUGUAAGGCUCAAUAGUGGCCUUGAGGAACUUAUCCUGCGCGAUUCCGAGAAGAAUUUUUCGCCCUUUGAUCGUUCUGCGAUUGAAGACGGAAGGGGGUUGGAUGAGCUUUUCAAAGAUACUUUCUACGAAGCUGUCGAGGAAUUGAGCCAACUACCAAAUUUGAAGCAGCUAGCAAUCUGUGUAUGGAAGAGUGUGCCUUUACAAAUUCUUAACCACACUCAACGAUUUCUACUGAAUAAGCACGAGUGGUACAAGGACUGGUACCAGGACUGUCUCCGGAGAUUAGGAGAAGCUCUACCACAUCUUCAACGUAUAUGUAUCCUCUGCGACUUCCCCUACUUUUGGCAGGGUACCAGGCGGAUGCCUGAGGGAACGCUUUUCACCCAAGAAAUUAUGAAGGGCGAUAGACAAACGUUCCCCGGCACAUUCGAGAGAUAUAGCCUAGAGCUGGAACUUCCAAUGGCCCAGUGGUGA